This is a messenger RNA of Lineus longissimus, 10316 nucleotides long. RefSeq names its product oxysterol-binding protein-related protein 8-like. NCBI's taxonomy places the organism in Eukaryota, Metazoa, Nemertea, Pilidiophora, Heteronemertea, Lineidae. Gene Ontology annotation, molecular function: cholesterol binding. The transcript is spliced from 16 exons. Gene Ontology annotation, cellular component: membrane; intracellular membrane-bounded organelle; cytosol. The coding region runs from base 1384 to 4203 and encodes 939 amino acids. The record is from RefSeq and is a predicted model, not a curated record.
AGCACGAUAGAUUUUCACCAACUAACUCAACAAAAACCUUGACGUGUUACUGGAAUAGACAAGAGUUCAAGAGGAGCAAGACAACUUGUUACUCAUCGUGGAUCAGGCAUGUGGAUUUUGGCAAGGAUUCCAGUCUGACUAAGUUAUGCAGGUGCAAACAGCCUUCGAUAUGAGUAGAUUUCUGUUUGAUACCUUUGAGACGCAUUUGAUAGAGGCUUGAUUACAUUGGCCUGUUUACCAGAUUCCUUUGCCAAGAGGUUGUUGAUGUAACUGAUCGCUUGCUUUAGUUUGGACGAGGAGAAUACUUAUGAUGCAGUUAGUCAACUGUUUGAAGGAUCUCUGUGUGGAAUAAGGCAGUUCAAGGAAUUGCAUUGUGAAGAGGAUUUCUUUCACGAGUAGUGGAAAUUGUUACACCAAGACUUGUUGAUGCAAAGUCAUCUAGUGACCACUUCUGAUUCUACAUCAUCUAACUCUACCAGCAUGUGAGAAAACUCACUUCUCAUAUCCAUCAUUUUGCAGCAUCGGUGUACCAAAUGGUUGCUUCUGCUUGGGAUGUAUGUACAGUGCAGGCAUUUGAUGUUUAAGCAGGACUACAGUGGAAAAUACUCAGAUUUCAUUGUAGCUGAUCAGUGAUUAGGAAUUAGCACAGGAUGUGACUGAAUAUCUUCACUAUCUUUUGGCUGCCUCAGAUUUUCCUUGACUGGUAGUUUCUCAGAAGUUCGAGUGAAACUUGAAACCCAAUGUUUUAUUGAGCUGUUUGUGACUCUUGAGCUGGAUUGUGCCUCAAAGAGCAUAGCAUUGUGGACUUGUUCACCCAAUUUUCUGCGCCCACCAUUCAAUCCAAUUUGUUCAACUCGAGAAGGUGUGUCAAGUCCAUUUCCAUUAAAUCAUGCAUCCCAGAUGACAUUUUCAAACAGCGGAUUUUAAGCGAUGCUUUCAACUAAUUUAAAACCUCUUCCCUUGAUGCAGUCAUAAAGAACACAACUGGAAAAUAGGUGGAGGAAUACUGAGUGCAGUUUCACUGACUUUGUCGAAGAAAUUUUAGAACUGGCAUGAAAUUGUUGACUGAGAAUCCUACUCAAUUUGGAUGACACAUUUGUUUUUCUCAAAAGGAACAACUUUUUACGUGUUAGUUUGAAAGCGAUGACAGUGCUUUCGAUCAAAACUUUGGUGUCUUUUUGGAGACAGGUUUCUCGAGGUGUGAGAGAUGUUGGGAAUGGAGUGAUUCAUUUUGGAAAAUAUAAUUCGAAUAAAUAAAUGGAAUAGAAGAAUUUAAGAGCUUGAAUUAUUCUUCAGGCUUUUAGAUGUUUGAAUUUGUGACUAAAACUUUUCGAUUUGCAUGACUGAUGAGACAUGACUAUCUAGGCUGAACGAUAUUCUAGAAUGGGUGUUUUCAAUAAAGGGUAUGUGAAUCCAGUGAGGCCUCAAUUGGAUCUCCAUCUCCUGGCUCAGUAUCUAUUUGCCUACAGCAAGGAGAAGACUAGUGAAUACUUGAAAGAGAUCUCACGAGAUGGCAGUAUUAAGUCCCUGAAUCGACGCUCACAACCUCCAAUACUCAACAGUCACAUCGAUUCAUCAUCCGCGGCAGGUCCGCAUGAUGAUGACUCAUUACUCCACCCGGAGGUUGGAUCCUGCAGUUCUCCUGUCUUCCUUGGCCAUAGGAGUAAGUCUGAAGGUAAACUGGUCAGUUUGGAUCAGACAAACAAAAGCCCACAGACUCCUGAUGCUUCCGGAACACCCCCGCCGGCACCCACCAAACUUUCAAAACGAGAAUCGCUCAAGGUACAAAAGAAGCAUUACCGUCGAGAGAAGAAGCGGGCCGCCAAGGAACUAUUGUGUACGUUGAAGGAUCCGUCAGUCAUCGUCCUUGCUGAUUGGUUGAAGGUCCGUGGCACACUUAAAGGAUGGACCAAGUUAUGGUGUGUCCUGAAACCAGGCCUCCUCGUCCUCUACAAGAGCCACAAACAAAAGAGCAGUCACUGGGUAGGGACGAUCUUACUCAACACGUGUGAGCUGAUCGAGCGACCGAGCAAAAAGGAUGGUUUCUGUUUCAAGCUGUUCCACCCCCUGGAUCAGUCCAUUUGGGCCACAAAGCUUAACUUUCAGGGUCCGAAGGGAGAGACGAUGGGAGCGUGGACACAACCACUGCCAUAUUCCUACCUGAUAUUCCGGGCGCUGUCCGAGGCUGCGGGCAAGUGUUGGAUGGAUGCGUUAGAGCUGGCGUUACGUUGCUCAAGCCUCUUGAUGCGCUCCAUGACCAAAGAUAAAGAGGAUAAGGACGUCCCCGGCACACCCACACCGAGUGAGACUUUUGUGAACGAUUCCUUUCUGACGGCAUCGUUUAACAUCAGCCGGCAAGAUCAAAUGAAUGAAUCAGAUUGUGAGAGGCAUUUCAAGGAUUGUGUUGGUGAGGACUAUCGGACAGAUCGUGAGGAGAAUAAGAGUGAGAAGUCUGACAGUGACUCUGAUCAGUCGGAUGAGGAGGAGGAGAAGUUAUAUGAUGAGAACCUUCAACCAGUCGAGACUGAUUACAUCGAGAACAUCGAGAGUCUAGACGAUUUAGGCCAGCAAGGAGAUGCUUACCAGACAGAGGAGGUGGCCGAUGAAAAUAAAAGUUUGAUAUGGACUCUAGUCAAACAGGUUCGUCCUGGGAUGGACCUAUCAAAAGUGGUGCUGCCUACGUUCAUUCUGGAACCUCGCUCAUUCCUCGAUAAACUGUCAGACAACUAUUACCAUUCAGACUUCUUAUCAGAAGCCGUUCUCCAAGAAAAUCCUUUUCUGCGAAUGAAGAUGGUCGCCCGCUGGUAUUUGUCAGGAUUUUACAAGAAGCCUAAAGGAUUGAAGAAACCUUAUAACCCGAUCUUAGGGGAAACGUUUCGGUGUUACUGGAAGAAUCCCAAGACGGGAAGUCGCACAUUUUAUGUGGCUGAACAGAUCUCGCACCACCCGCCAGUCUCAGCAUUCUACGUGACAAACAGACAAGAUGGCUUCCAGAUCGCCGGCAGUAUAUUAGCCAAGUCGAAAUUUUAUGGGAAUUCUCUCUCAGCCAUCUUGGAUGGUGCUGCACGGCUGACAUUCCUGAAGCGAGGUGAAGACUACAACAUCACCAUGCCGUACGCACAUUGUAAGGGCAUCCUGAUCGGCACGCUCACCAUGGAGUAUGGAGGCAAGGUGAUGCUGGAUUGUGAGAAGACAGGCUAUCGGUGCGAGAUGGAGUUUAAACUCAGGCCAUUUCUCGGCAGUGGUGAAGCCAGCAACAAGAUCACUGGCAAGAUCAAACUCGGCACAGAGACGUUAGCAACACUUGAUGGUCGCUGGGACUCUGAGGUUUACAUCAAGGACAGAGCCACUGGGGACACCUCGUUAUUCUGGAACCCAACCCAGGAGGUGAAACAGAACCGUCUGAAACGUUACACAGUGCCGCUCGAGAACCAGGGUGACUUUGAAUCAGAGCAUCUGUGGAUGCACGUGUCUGAAGCCAUCGCCAAGGGUGACCAGGAGGAUGCCACUCAUGAGAAGUUCCUGCUCGAGGAGGCACAGAGGAACGGCAUGAAGGAACGCAAGGCCAAGAUGAUGGAGUGGAACCCCAAGUUCUUUGAGCGCGAUAUGGUGACUGGCGAUUGGAUCUAUAAGUUCACUGACUCGCGACCUUGGGAUCCGAUCAACGAUUUACUCCAAUACGAAUGUGAUUACGUCAUCCAGACUAAAACACGCCACAAAACACCAAUCAUCCGUGCAACGUCAAUCCUGAGUGUGGAAGAGAGUGCACUCUCAAAGAUUUCCCACAAGGCCAAGAAGAGCCAAUCCCUAGAGCGUGUACGAGCGGCUGCUCGUAUGAAACAGAAAAACUUAUCAAAGCAUUUAUGUGAAGUGGGACCAGAGAGUGGCAGCUCUACGCCGGACCCUGAGGUGUUCAACCUCGGUGAGUCGGACAGUUCAGACUUCUGUGCAGAUGAUCGCCAAGAUGCAAUGCGGAACUGUCGAGCGGUCACCGUUGACAAUAUCGACAAACUAAUUCAACCGAUCAUCAAACUCCAACAGAAGAACUGUGAAAAACUCUCGUGUCUACAAGGCCAGUUUCUAAAUAUGCAGCGCCAGCAAGUUUCCUCGCAAGAAAAUGCCGGCUACAUUCAGACGAAGGACUGGCUGUUACUGGCCGUAUUUCUAGUGUUUCAGACCGUUUUAUCAUGGAUAUUUAGAUAAAGGUUAUAAAGGAAUACAGGAUUGAGCAGGAACCGUUGGACGUAUUCAGUACUUAAAGCAGGAAAAGGUGACGACUGAGAUGGAGACGUUUGUAUUGUUGAAUGUUUGCUUUGUGAUUAAUUGAAUCAGAGAAACCUGGUGCGUGAAGAGAGUGGUGAUACUUUUAAAGAAAGGUCUUGACCCUUUGAUACAAUCUUUCUCAUUCUAUUCCAAAUAUUGGAUAUUUGUGCAGACGUUCUCUGUAGGCUGUUGAUGUGAGGCUGUGUUUAUAAAUGAGGCUGGUCGCUGGGGAUGAAGUACAGAUGAUGUUGAGACUGUCAACCACACGAGACUUGGUAAUAUUGUCUGAGUCAGAUGCUGCUAAUCCUCAUGCAGUUCACCUCCCAACAACAACUCAAUGUGAAAAGCUUCUCAAGCCUUAAUGUCUAAAAAAGUUCAUAAAGUUUUUAAAAAUGUGUAUUUGCACAAACUAUCAGUUCAGAAUUGUCAGAAUUGCACAAAGUGUCUGUUCAAAGUAUAAAGUUACACAUGAUCAGUUACACACGCUCUAUUCACUAAUGAUAAGAGAGCCACAUCGAUGGUGACGUCUGGUGGAAGAGUGGUCUCCACCAGAUGUCACCAUCAAUGUGGCCACAGGCGACAUCAGCUCUGUUGUGACACUUGUGUCCUUCGCGCCAUCAAUCUGCCAUUGUGUCUUGAAGGACAUCCAUAAUGGACAAAUAAUUGAACUGAAUUCUUAUCUUUGUGGUCAUUGUUCAGUAUUAGAAUCUGCAUUGCUCACUUAUGAUUUGAUGUUACUUACGUUCAAGUUGCGCAAGGAUUGGCUGAAAUCCUGGUCUGAGAAGAACACUUUGGGUAUAUUGAAAGAGGAGUGAAUUGACAUAAUGUUGGGCCAGCACUUGUGAUAAUUAGAGAGAUGUGCGGCACAAGAUAAACAUCCAAAGACGUCUACAAACACUUUAUAGAAUGUUUGUCUAUAUUUCUGUUACAUCCCAGAGCUGCCCUCUAUGAAGGCACCCAGCAUUACCUCAAGACAGUCCUCCUUUAAGGCUUUAAUGUACUAAGAGAACAGUUGCAGACCUCUGUGAGGUGGUGUUUAUUUAUUGUGCCUCUCUGUCUUUCUUGACAAGUGGCGAGAAUGAACUGUUGUCGAUGGUUGCCUUUAAUCUGUUCUGCUUGGCACCUGUGGCCAAUUGGUGUCUGCUCUGCUUGGCACCUGUGUGGCCGUGGUAUCUAGGCCACAUAUUCCUCUCUAAAAGCUGUCCGAAGUGAAAUGUGUAAAAAGUCGUUGAGCCUUACGAGGAGUUGGUGUGGGAGUUGGCUGCUGCCACAUGAACAUAGAAUAUUCUGCCAUCCAAAUCCCAUCUCUGAUCCCUCAGGUUACAGCUAUUGACACCUAUAAUGCCAUGUGGGGUGGCCAUGACAAGUCAACAGCAAUUCUGUGAUAUCAAUAUGAUAAAUUGUCAAGGUGUCCCCUUCUAAAACCUACUGGUACCCCCGCCUGAUCCUCACACCACCUCACCAAUGAUUUGAUUGGCAACCAGUGUAAUCUUCUCUGUCUCAGUAAUUUAUGUGUUAUAUUUGACCAGAUCUGGUGGAAUGAGCCACAGUCCCUCAGGUUUAUACAAUGUUCAUUUUGGCCUGCUGUACACAAUGAGGUUUUUCGUGUGCAUUUGAUUUCUGCCAAUGCACUGCCCAACACUACAGAAAGAGCAUUGAAAUCAACUGUUAUGCAAUCAACAAACACGAUCUUCAGUCUAGUGCCUCUGGACAAUAACCAACUUAUAUCUUUGUGAACAUUUCCCGGCUCACCGUAGAUGUGAGACGUCGCUGUGACUGAUUUCACCAGAUCGUUUCCCUCAUGAUUGUUACGUGUUCUUCAAAGUUUAAAGGUAGAACGGUGCUGUAGAAUGCUUGUUUUCAGUGAAAAUGAAUUAGAAUGUGAAUGGAAUCAGUUGCUCAGUACUUAAAGAAGAAUUCUGUUUUUGGUACAAAUUUGUGAUUCGUUACUCGAAACUUGACUUUGAAUUCUUUUAGCUCAAUUUCUGUGAAAUCACACGUCUCGAGAAAACAAUAUUGUGAAGUUGAUAGUUGGGUUGAGACUGCUUAACAAAAGCACCUUUGGUAGUGUAUGAGCAUCCCAAUAGGCGGCACUGAUUUUCAUUAGGGUAUGUGUCAAAAUGAGUUUUUGCUGUCAAUAUUUCUAAUGAAUCAUUUGCCAUAGACUUUGCCUUACUUUUGUAGAUAACUUGCCGAGUCCGUCUUUCGAGAACAUUCUCUGCUGUAAGAUAUGUCAUUGCCUUAUGUGGAUAUCCUCGUGGAUUUUAUAGUUAGACCGCCUUACAGCAGGCUGCAUUCUGGCUGUUUAUUACAGGAGGGCAAGAGACAGGAGCUAGGGGGUUCAGCUGGCGGUCUUUAGGUGACCCAUGCACAGUUAGUAUUCUUCUUUCAAGGGCAAAUAGUACCAAUGUACUGUGAGAUAGUAGAGACACCUAUUGGUAACUUGGUGAAACUGACCCACCUGGCUCCUGUCUAUAGUCUCCCUUUAAGUUAUGAACCGGCUUUUUCCGAUGACAUUUUACCCGUAGAUUUCUAAUACAUACAUUCGAGUUUUCUUAAAUUGUCGCGUCCAAGUUUGAAUGGACUGACUACUUUCUAGAUGAUUUUGUUUAUAGAUUUAUAUGAAUUUGAAUUUGAAAUCCGUCUUUUAGCGAUGUUGUUUUCUAUCUGUUUCGAUUCAAUAGAUUUGAAUCUUUAUUCUUGCCAUGAUUGUAACAUUACUCAGUCUUUGAUUGAACCCUUAUUCAUGGUGUCAAAAAUGAUCUUUCCUGUCUUUCCUCUGUAUGACCCUUGCCUUACCUAUUGCUCUAUUCUAUUGGCUUCCACCCCUUUUUCGCUAUUUAUAACUGCUCUAAUCUUUUCACCCCUAGUUUCUUGAAUGGACUUGCUUAAGGUCAGGGUUACAUAGUAUUCAUACAUUCAUGUUUUCACUUGUAAUCAAUCACUUCAAGAACAAACAAGUCAUUUCCAAAGAGAGGCAUAUCUAGGAUUCACUAUGUAGUAGCUAUUCACCCUCGGGGCAAGUCAUGUUGAUGAAGAAACAUGCUCGUGACAAGUGAAGGGUGACAUGUGACAUGUGAAUUAUGACAAAUGGCAACAUGAAUCUUAUGUAAACCAGAAUCCUAUGUAACCCUGAAUCUUAUGUAAACAUGGCCUAACAUGUAUCUGAUAGUCUAAUGCAUGUGUAAGAGUCUAGACAUCAAGAGGAGGGGUGAAUAGUUCAAGUUGUAAGCGUGGUUCUUUAAUUAUUCAGUUGUUUCGGUUCUGUGGAUUGUUUAUUUCGGUGGGUGGAAGCCAUGUUUCGCAUUCAGGGCAAUGGGUAUAUUUAUUGUGAAAAGAAGAGCAAUUCUGGCAUAUGAGAUGUGUUGAUUUGGAUCAAAUGAAAACAAGUAUGUUGAAGACCUAUAGGCCAGAAUAACGAUGAUCAUUAUUUUUGAGCGAGUUGAUCAAAAGGUAGCCUUUCCCGUCUGAAAUUCAGAGUUUUUCUGUCAGCUGAUCUUUUCUUUCUCCAAAACCAAAUAUGUUGCUCAUUGUAGAUUACUUAGAAUACUUAAUGUUUGCACAUUCACUUAUAUGACAUUAUAAGGGCAAGUUGAGUCAUUUGUUCAUAGAGUUUAUUCAAGAUUUCAUAAAUGUUGUUAGAUUUCUUUGCAUUCACUUUUGAAUUGAAGCUUUACAAAUAUUGUAAAACCAUUAUUGAUAUCAGUAUAAGAUGAGUACGAUUUUGCUGCAAAUAACAUGAAGAGAAAUAUGAUAAGACACUUUGCCAAUACCUACUUGUACCCCUAGAUGUUUCUACCCUGUAGUUAGUCUCUUGGUGACAGACUCAUUAUGAACCGUUUAAGGUUUGACCUUGAGAUCUAUUGUUGGUUUCAGUUCCUAUAGUAUACAGUUCAUAACUUAAGAUUUUUAUUGUCGUUUUAAGUUUUAAAGGUAUUCCUACGUAUUCUGUUAAACCUAAAGGAAGGGUGUGUGGAGAUGUGCCGGGACGCCAUAUAUGAUAGUUACAGAGUUUCUGUGGGGACCAGAGUUAUUAAGUACAGUGCCGAUCACAACUGACACCCCUGAAUCCGCAGUUGUAUCGUCCCAAUAUCAUCUUGAUUCACUCUUCCUUUAACAAUUCUAGUUGUACACUUUAUAGAUGUAGAAUUUGUAGUUUUUUUAUUCAGAAUUUUAUGAAAUGUGGUGCAUGGUGGGACACUGUGUUUCCGUUUUCAAGGUCUGAGGUAAAUUUAUGAAGGUUGAGAUAUUUAUUCAUAUAUGAUAUGAUUCGAUAACUUAUACAGGGUGACCCAAGUUAGAAUCAUUUUGUUUGGCAACCCUUGUUUGGCUUGUGUUUCAAUCCCGUAACUUGUUGCCUGAUGAAGGUAAUGUUCACUAUGGAGAAUCUAAGUAUGAUAUUGGACGACAUUGAGUCUCAUUCUCUGUCUUACUUUCUUGUAUUUACUUAAGUGCAAUAAUAUUGUUAUGAUAAUCCCCUUGUGGCAUAUCUGGAGGUGUCUUGGAGACAGGCCCGGCACUAAUGAAACAAACAAACAAAGUUCCUUAUAGUGAGCCUUUUUGGAUGAACAUUUAAUAAUCUGUUUGUGUACAUAUUUGGAUGUCUACCUGCAUCACCCUCUACACUGGUACUCUGUGCGGUGAUUGUUAAAUGCGCUGGCCCAGUAUAACCCAUUAACAGCUGCCUGAGAACCUCAGGAACAUGAAAAGAGGUCACUCAGUCAAAAUGUACUUAACAGACUUACAUACAAAUUUACAAACUACAAAAACAAUAAUCAGCCUGAACUGUGCUUGUGUGUGUUGUGUGUUGAGGACUAACUUUACAUAAUGUGGCUCAAUGUGGCAAUUGGCUGGCUUUUUCACAUCUACACAUGUUGGAUUUCUUACCCAUGAAAAGCUUAACAAAUUUGAAUUGAAUGUUUAUUUUGACGGUUCAGUUAUCAUAUGUGGUCAUUCUUGUCACUUUUACAUAAAGCAGUAUUGAGCUUAGCCUAGUCUUGGUAAGGAGUUCACGUUAACAUGAAGCCACCAAGAUCUGUCGUUAGCAGCAGUGAUCUGUCGUAACAGUAUGCUACCACUACACUGGGAUAAUAUAAGGUGCUCGUAAGGAUGUCACAUCACCUAUCAGUGUUCCUCUCUAGUCAGUGUUCCUCACAAGGAAGAUCACUUACAGUGUUCCUAACAAACUUUCACUAAAUUUCACUCACUGGUGUGAUAUCAGUCAUUUUGCUUAACUAACGAGACUUGAUUUGUGGCACUCUUCAAAAUCACUGAUGUAUUAUGUGUCCUCAGUGCUAAAUGUCAACUGAUGGCCAAAACUAAAGGCCUUAAAAUGUCUAUUGUAAUGUGUGCGGCUUUGUAAAUGCAUUUGAAUGGAAACGACUUAAAAAGUAUCUCUCAGUUCAAGUGGGACCAGAGGCUGACGUCAUUGGGUCAUCUUUAUAAGCUGUGAUGAGGGACAUGUGACCUUAUCACGCAUCGGAGAGUAGACUGGUCACUUAUCUUCUCUUUUUGCUCGAAGACAGAGAACCAGCCUAUUCACUGAUGAGCUUUGAACCCUGAUUUCUUUGAUACUGUGUCAGCAUGUUUAAGCCAGUUGAGAGGCAAAUGUACUUGUUUUACAAACACACCUCAGCCGGCUUGAACACAUUCACACAGUAUGUUUACAAUACCACAGAAGAUGCAUUGUCAACUCCUUUGUUGCAUGAAGUGUUUGCAGUAACAUACAGCUAAGCAUUAUCUCCUGCAAGUAAUAAGAACUUGACAAGUACUGUGUUGAUGAGUUUCAGUGGUCAAGAGGCAUCUUUACUACAUUGGACAAUUACAGGUUAAACACGCCUGCAGUAGAGACUCGUCAACACAGUAUUCGUCUCGUCUUUAGAUUCAGCAUCAAAGUCUGCCUCUCUUCCCACUAGAGCUUUCACAAGUCUAUUAGAAUGAAUGUUGUGCAAUAUUCUCUCCUUGUCCUGUCUCAUGAGGCCAGAACUGGCAUUUAUACAGCAAAUUGUUGUACAGUUAUCAGAUGUAUAGCAAUAAAGUUAUGCUGAUGUUUA